AUGUCGGAUAGCGACGAAGACCACACCAACGGUGAUGACAACGUUUUUCUCAACCUGGUCGCGCGCGUCAUCCGGAAACCCCUCUACCGGUUUCCUGGGCAGUGGGGCCGCGAGACCUACGAGCCGCGGAUCUACAGAACUCUGGGUACCGUACUACGGAACGCGACCUCGGAAGAAUUCGAUGCCUUUAUAACGGACUUCAUCAAUUUCGCGCGGACGGCUCAUGCGCGCCUGGACAUGCAGUUCUACAUGGAGUUCAUCAAUGUGUGCACCAAUACCAUCCUCCACUGGGUGUUCGCGCGCAGGGGCAGCGCCGACAUAGUCCGGAAGCUGAUGGAGAGGACGUCGGUGUAUCUGCAGGACCAGACUGACAACCUGGCCAUACUAUGGAGGUAAAAACCGUAUUUCAUUUUUUGUUUGUUUUUACCGUAAAACGCUGAUAAAACGGUCAGCACUAAAUGUAGGCCUAAUUUCAUUUCACAACCACCUGAGCCAACGUCCAGCCAGACCUCUUGGCAGAGGCCAUAGUAGUACAGUACACUCCCAUACAGGAAAACACUAGUAAUCACACUGGUGAUAGUCGGGUUUUAAGAUAAAGUGGGUAAAGUGGUCCUACAGCUGGGGUCUUCAACUCUGGUGUAUUAGUGUUGGUCUGGAAUAAAAGCCUGCAUCAUCAGUAACUAGCCCUUCCAGGACUAGGAGUUGGUGGCAACCCUUUCCUUCAGUAAAACACACGAUGCGUCCCAAAUGGUACCCUCUUCCCUAUACAGUGCACUAGUUUUGAUCAGAGCCCUAUGGGACAUUGCUCUAAAGUAGUGCACUAUAAAGGGAAUAGGGUGUCAUUUUGGGACGCACACACAAUUCCCUUUUUCUCCCCAGGUGUUUCACACCCAUCUACAGCCCCAGCCCCAUGGGCGGGGUGACCCCACUGAUGUUCGUGGCCCAGAACAGGCAGUAUGACGUGCUGAAGGUGUUGCUGCAGUAUGGGAUGCUGGAGAGGGAGAGGAGACCAACCCACGUCAUCGUCUCGGUCCUGUUUGAUCCACCGAGACUGGAGGUGCUGGAUGAACGCUGUCACGCCACCGUCACUAGAGAACUCAGGGACUGUAUGGCUCUCUGCUUCAGGGUGCUCAGCCAUGUCUCCGUGUCUGAUAUAGAGGUCAGUUUACACACACACACACACACACACACACACACACACACACACUCACAGAGAGAGGGAACUCAGGGACUGUAUGGCUCUCUGCGUCAGGGUGCUCAGCCAAUGGUCCAUGUCUGAUAUAGAGGUCAGUUUAUUUAAUUUCCAUCACAGAUAUAGAGAUCCGUGGACCUAUACAAAACAAGGAACACUUCUUCUUGUGUAGAAUGCUGGGUAAAGCAAACAGUUUAAAGCAAAUAGGAGAAAGUCACAAUCCCACACUGUUGUAUAGCUAAGCCAUUCUGGUUAUUGACAUGCAUGUCCCUCGUUACAGAUGCAGAUUGUGUACGGUCGUAAGCCCCUGAUCGAAGACUGGAGAGAUCACAUCCCCCCAAGUCGCUACAGGGACCCCUGUGAACUGACCCACCUCUGCCGUAUGGUGGUUCGGACCUCUCUGCUGGCCAGGGGCCGCUUACCGGACGGCAUCAAGUCGCUACCUCUCCCUACACUCCUCCAAGGCUACCUCAACCUGGAGAGCUAA
This is a messenger RNA of Coregonus sp. 'balchen', 1679 nucleotides long. NCBI's taxonomy places the organism in Eukaryota, Metazoa, Chordata, Actinopteri, Salmoniformes, Salmonidae. The record is from the annotation of a GenBank genome assembly.